Metopolophium dirhodum (rose-grain aphid) is the source of this 2386-nucleotide messenger RNA. RefSeq names its product aromatic-L-amino-acid decarboxylase-like. Lineage: Eukaryota; Metazoa; Arthropoda; Insecta; Hemiptera; Aphididae. Bases 396 to 1949 code for a protein of 517 amino acids. The transcript is spliced from 9 exons. The record is from RefSeq and is a predicted model, not a curated record. Gene Ontology annotation, biological process: amino acid metabolic process; catecholamine metabolic process. Gene Ontology annotation, molecular function: aromatic-L-amino-acid decarboxylase activity; pyridoxal phosphate binding.
CGUUUGCAGAGGAGGACCACAUUUAUAUUUUUUCUGCCACCUAUACCUAGGUAUAUAAAGACGUGCGCGUUAUCGGACGGCUGGCGUACGCUGUUUAUCGAUCGCACGUGAUCGUCGAGGCAAUAUUAUAAUAUUAAUAUUCACGGUCGGCACCGCGUAUUAUUAUUACUGUCGUACUAUCUCGUCAAGACACAACACCGGCUCUUGCUGAUUUCGAACGGAAACAAGUUCGAUCUCGCGGUGAAAAAAUAUCUACAGAAAUAUAUCCAUAUACCCAUACCACAGACAGCGCCAAAUCUCAAUACUGAACACUGACGGUUAUCCGAGUACUUCCGCAAAGGUUAUAAUAUUGUUUUUCCACCGUCCACUGGGAAAGAAUCGCAAAUAAAUCAGAAAUGGAUUCCGAAUCAUUCAGAGUAUGCGGGAAGACCGUUGUCGACUACAUCGCAGACUACAUGGACAACAUCCGAGACAGGCCCGUUCUGUCCACCGUCAAACCAGGCUAUCUGUACGAAUUGGUGCCGCCCGAGGCACCGGUCAAAGGUGAAGAUUGGAAGACGGUGUUGGCCGACGUGGAGAACAUAAUCAUGCCCGGCAUUACACACUGGAACUCGCCGCAGUUUCAUGCGUUUUUCCCGACCGGAAACUCGUAUCCGGCCAUCGUCGGCGACAUGCUGUGCAACGGCAUCGGAUCUAUAGGAUUUUCUUGGAUAACGAGUCCAGCGUGUACUGAACUCGAAGUGCAAGUUAUGAACUGGUUUGGGAAAAUCUUGGACUUGCCGAAAGAGUUCUUGAACGAGUCCGAAGGACCCGGUGGUGGCGUACUUCAGGGCAGCGCCAGCGAAGCCACGUUCGUGUGCCUGUUGGCAGCCAAAGACCGCACGACGAAGCGGAUCAAAGCACUCAACCCGAGCUUGACUGACGGUGAGAUCAAGGCGAAACUGGUGGCUUACACUUCCGAUCAGUCCAAUUCGAGUGUGGAGAAGGCCGGUCUCCUGGGAUCGAUGCCGAUGAGGAUGCUCAAGGCGGACGAGAGCGGUCGGAUGACCGGACCCAUACUGGCCGAAGCCAUGGCCGAAGACGUCGCCCGAGGGUUGAUACCAUGUUACGUGGUCGCCACGUUGGGCACCACUGGCACUUGCGCGUUCGACUGUCUGGAGGAGCUUGGCCCCAUCUGCAACGAAAACGACAUUUGGCUGCACGUCGACGCUGCUUACGCAGGUGCUGCUUUCGUGUUGCCGGAAUACAGACAUCUGAUGGCGGGAGUGCAAUUCGCGGACUCGUUCGACGUUAACUUGCACAAGUGGCUCUUGGUGAACUUUGACUGUUCGGCCUUGUGGGUGAAGAACGCCACUUAUUUGGUGGAUGCGUUCAACGUGGACCGGGUGUACUUGAAGCACAGCUACCAGAGCCAGGACCCCCAAGUACCGGAUUACAGACAUUGGCAAAUACCGUUGGGCAGGAGAUUCAGAUCGUUGAAAAUGUGGUUCGUGUUGAGGCUGUACGGCGUGGAGGGUCUACAGGCACAUAUCAAAAAGCAGGUUCACUUGGCGGACUUGUUCGGGAAGCUCGUCAACCAGGAUCCGAGGUUUGAAGUCAUCACGGUCACCAUGGGACUGGUUUGCUUCCGAUUGAAGGGCAACAACGACUGGACGAAAAACCUUUACGAGCGACUGAUGGCCAGCGGACAAAUCUAUCUGGUAACGGCCACCGUCCGGUCGGAGUUGGUCAUACGGUUCGUGGUCUGCAGCCGACUGACGGAAGAGGUCGACGUGCAGUUCGCCUGGGACGAGAUACGCGGACAGGCCGACCGCGUGGACAGCGAACGCGACGUGGCGCCAGCGAGCAUUUGCAAUGGCCUUUCAGGAGCAUGGCCGAAGGACAAGGUGGAUUGCGAAGAACUCACCGCUGCCACCCCCAUCGUCGUCAAGUCCCUGACCCAAGGAUGAGCUACCUGUAUGAUACAAUAUAUAUAUAUAUAUAGUUAUCGUCUUCGUAAUAUAUAAUAUUAUAAUAUACCUUAAAUAGGUGUCGUUAUUAUUAAGGGUUAGGAUGCACGAAUGCGAUCGGCUUUUGAAAUGUGUAAAUUAUUAUUAGUAUUAUUAUUAUUAAUGUUAUUUGUUAUUAUAAUUAAUCCGUGUGUGCAAUCGUAUAGUGGUAAAAUAAGAAACCGAAAAACCAUGACGCUCCGACCAAAAGUGUAAUACAUUUAGAAUACAUUUUCGAUACCCAAAUACGUAACAGAUAUUUACUCGUAUUAUACCGUGUGCAUUGUGCUGCUAAUAACAGUUGUUUAUAAUAUUAUCCCCGAAAUCGUUAACGUCAUUUCGAUUCAGCCUUUGUAUUGGUUACUAUAUUUACGUAAAAAUAAAAAUAUUUAGGUAAU